Messenger RNA from Monascus purpureus, 921 nucleotides. NCBI's taxonomy places the organism in Eukaryota, Fungi, Ascomycota, Eurotiomycetes, Eurotiales, Aspergillaceae. The record is from the annotation of a GenBank genome assembly.
AUGCCCUUCAGACGCAGCGUACGAGAUGUGCCACAGGUGUUGUCGAAGACCCAGCUACCCAUGCUACAGCUCCCUGAUACCAUGAGAAACAAUCUCGUUGCGGUAGCAGGCGAAUUCGUCGGCACCUUUCUCUUCCUUUUCUUUUCCUUUGCCGGAACCCAAGUCUCUAAUACACCCAAGCCGGCUGAUGGAUCCCCUCCUAACACGUCCAACCUUCUCUACUCGGCUCUAUGCUUUGGGUUUGCCUUGACAGCGAACGUUUGGGCUUUCUUCCGUGUGACCGGUGGCCUGUUCAACCCUGCUGUAACCCUGGCACUGUUUCUCGUCGGAGGAAUGUCACCGCUUCGAACUUUACUUGUGUUCCCUACACAACUCAUUGCCGGCAUUGCUGCGGCCGGUGUUGUAGGAUGCCUGUUUCCUGGCCCCGCGAACUUCGGCACAAGACUCGGGGGAGGAGCGUCGAUAUCUCAGGGUUUGUUUAUCGAGAUGUUCCUCACGGCACAGCUCGUCUUUGUCAUUAUCAUGUUGGCUGUGGUCAAGCACAAAUCCACCUUUCUUGCCCCCGUUGGAAUCGGUUUAACGUUCUUCGUGACGCAGCUGGUUGGUGACUACUAUACCGGGGGCUCCCUGAACCCAGCUCGUUCCCUCGGUCCCGAUGUUAUCAACACCGACUUCCCCGGCUACCACUGGAUCUAUUGGGUCGGCCCGCUCCUCGGCUCGUUGCUGGCGUCCAGUUUCUACGCCUUCCUGCGGUUAUUCCAGUAUCAAACCGUCAAUCCAGGACAGGAUGCUGAUGAUGUCGAGAAGAAUGGUGCAGUGGCGAAUGGUACCGAGAAUCCUACCAGUAGCCACUCUAGGGUCAUGUCUGAUACAAGCACUCUCGUUCAUCCGAUGACGCCGGUCACACCGAUGACACCUUGA